AUGGGUUCAAAGGAGGAGACGAUACAUUUGGGUCGUUUCCUGAACAUCUUCGAGCACUCGUCAGCCAUAGUCUUCCAAAAGUUAAUGUUCGCGCAAUCACCUACCCACAGUAUGAAACUCGAGGUGAUUUGGGAGAAUGUGCUUCAAGAAAAGAUAAUUGACAUAGAAGUCAAAAAUGGAACACCCUCUCCAACUGUCGACCCUUCAGUCCGCACAAUACUCAUUGGCCAUUCUAUGGGAGGAAUCGUUGCUGCGGAUACAGUACUAGGGAUCACCUCCGAUAAAGUGCUAGAUUCUAAGGAAACCACAGAUGCAUUGAAUGCUUUUAUGUUUCCAUACAUUCAGGGCGUCCUAGCAUUUGAUACACCUUACUUGGGAAUAUCACCAGGCGUUGUUGCUCAUGGUGCAGAAGGUCAUUAUAACGCAGCCACGUCGGCUUUCGCGCAAGUGAGUAGCUUUGCAGGUGCAAUAUGGGGUGAAAAAGAGGUAGACAAAACCGUAAAUGAAAAGAAGCCAGUUGCGGCGUUGCCAGCACCACCGGCUCCAGAAGCACCUGCGUGGAAGAAAUGGGGAACAUUGGCUAUGUAUGCUGGAGCUGCUGGAGCAGUAGCUGUCGGAGGUGCAGCUGCGUACUUCAAGAAGGAUCAAAUUCAGGAAGGAUGGUCAUGGGUAGGAUCACAUCUUGAGUUUGUAGGAUGUCUAAUGAAAGGCGAGGAGUUGAAGAGGCGGGUCUCUGGGAUGGUUACUUUGCAAAAGGAGUUACAGGUCGGUUGGGCAAAUUUAUACACCAGGUUGGGCAAGGAGGCAGUUAGUAAAGCCGAUGGGAGCCUGGUGGGGAGUGUGAUGGGAAAUCAAAGAACGUUUUGCAAUCUCCCCAAAAGCAAUGCUAAAAGUUUCUUCCGAGAGGCCAUUAACGAUAAAGCUGCGGAUGAAACGAGUGCACAUAUGACUAUGUUUUUCCCAAAAGAUAAUCCCGGAUAUUAUGCUUUAUCCGAAGAUGCCAAGAAAUUGAUAGUGGAGUGGUCGAGUAAUGAGUGGACAAUCGAGCUCAAGACGACCAAGCAUAGGACAUCCGAGCAUAAAACGAUCAAGUACAGGACAAUCGAGUACAGAACAAUCGAGCACAAGGCGAUCGAGCACAGGACAUUCGAGCACAAGACAAUCGAGCACCAAACGAUCAAGUACAGGACAAUCGAGUACAGAACAAUCGAGCACAAGACGAUCAAGCACAGGACAUUCGAGUACAGGACAUUCGAGCACAAGAAGAUCAAGCACAGGACAUUCGAGCACAGGACAUUCGAGUACAAGACGAAAAUCCACCAAGGAUAUCAAUGUCGAGCAUGA
Messenger RNA from Sclerotinia sclerotiorum 1980 UF-70, 1344 nucleotides. RefSeq lists its product as hypothetical. Bases 1 to 1344 code for a protein of 447 amino acids. The transcript has 5 exons. Lineage: Eukaryota; Fungi; Ascomycota; Leotiomycetes; Helotiales; Sclerotiniaceae. The record is from RefSeq and is a predicted model, not a curated record.